Osmerus eperlanus (European smelt) is the source of this 2167-nucleotide messenger RNA. RefSeq names its product charged multivesicular body protein 1A (gene chmp1a). The record is from RefSeq and is a predicted model, not a curated record. Gene Ontology annotation, cellular component: multivesicular body; ESCRT III complex. The transcript has 7 exons. Gene Ontology annotation, biological process: endosome transport via multivesicular body sorting pathway; protein transport; late endosome to vacuole transport. Bases 223 to 825 code for a protein of 200 amino acids. NCBI's taxonomy places the organism in Eukaryota, Metazoa, Chordata, Actinopteri, Osmeriformes, Osmeridae.
AAUUUUUCUAACAGGAGAAACAUUUACCAUGUGACCUUCAAUAUGGUUGCCUCUGGAGAACUUCAACCCAGCUUCAACAACGAAAACCUCUCUCACGUGACUGUUCAGAACCAGGAAAUGAAAAUAGCAAAAACGGAAUAUCAACAACUAUAACAAGUGGCUCACCGGGCAAUCGGAAAUACCUAUUUUGUCUGAUUUGGCGUAAUAUAAGGACAAGGAGACAUGGACGACACACUCUUCCAACUGAAGUUCACAUCAAAACAGCUUGAGAAAUUAGCCAAAAAGGCAGAAAAAGAUUCCAAGUCAGAACAGGCCAAAGUUAAAAAGGCUCUCCAGCAGAAGAAUGUAGAGUGUGCCAGGGUGUAUGCAGAAAAUGCCAUCCGCAAGAAGAACGAGGGCCUUAACUGGUUGCGCAUGUCGUCUCGCGUCGACGCCGUGGCCUCCAAGGUCCAGACGGCAGUCACCAUGAAAUCGGUGACUAAGAACAUGGCUCAGGUGACUAAGGCUCUGGAUAAGGCUCUGGGGUCCAUGGACCUCCAGAAGGUUUCUGCUGUCAUGGACAAGUUCGAGACACAGGUCCAGAAUCUGGACGUCCACACCUCGGUGAUGGAGGACUCCAUGAGCUCUGCGACCACGCUGACCACACCCCAGGACCAGGUGGAUGACCUGAUCGUCCAGAUAGCAGAGGAAAGCGGUCUGGAGGUGAUGGACCAGCUCAGCCAGCUGCCGGCCGGGGCCUCCUCUCUGGGGGAGGCCUCCUCCUCCUCUCGGGCCCAGGACAAGGAGGACCAGCUCUCACGCAGGCUGGCUGCGUUGCGGAACUGAAGCCACGGUGUUUGUCCUGGAGGAGGGCUGGCAGGCUGACAGCUGCUGGGGAGCAGACAGGCGGAGUGGGGUGGUUCUGUUGAACAGUUCAUACAGUGAGGACUUAAUGAGCCUAUUGAUUUCCAUCCCCGAGUCUAUUUAUACCCCCACACACACUCUCACACGCAGCCACUCUGGAUAUAACACCUGAGAGGGCUUGUGUCUCUCUCUCUCUCUCUCUCUCUCUCUCUCUCUCUAUUGAUCCCCACCUUUCAUUUUUGGUCUCAACCCAUGAUUGUCUCUCUACCUCCCUUUCUCACCACCUUUCACGGCUCUGUUCCACGGCUCUGUUCCACAACUACCAAUUAUUUUUUAUUUUGUUCCCCCAUUUGUCCUGUACUGUCUCUCUGUCUUUUAAUCCCAGACUGUUUGCUCGUAUCUUGUGUACAAAAAGAAAAAAACCUGUUUUACAGAAUGUACAAAAACGUAUAAUGGUUAAAUAGAUACAUUUGGUUUUCUAUAUGAAUGACUGUCUGCUUUGAUGGUGGUGGUUUCCUGUAGCAAGAGAGGGGACACAGCUGGAGGUAUAAAGGACAGUGGUCAUGUCCCUUUGUUGUGGUGAAACACCCCUAAUACUGUAGUACCCAUAAACAACACUAACAGACAUGGUCAUUUUGACUCAUAAUCACAAGACUCCCUGUAGUCUCCUCCCCUCAUGAGCGUCAUUUUAGAAAAUAUCAACAUUUGUUUUUUAUAGAAUAUGGGCAAAGCCUCACUCAUAAAGCAUACAUUUCUCUAGAGCACACAUUUUCUCAAUUAUUAUUUUUUUGUUCUCAUUAUUAUUUGUUGGUUUAAAGCUGUUGUUUUUAUCGUUUUUGCUGCCUUUGUUGGUUUGCUGUUGAACAUGUACGCCUUACUGGGAUGCAGGUGCUUGCCUGGAUGCUCUCCUUAGUGCCUGAGUCAGAUACAGUCAUAGGAGAACAGUAGUCAUGGGCUCUUAUAUAUCUACACAGACGAUGAUGUGUUGCUAUAGAAACAAGGAUAUCCAUUUUCCUCCCUGUCCCUGCCACACAUACAUCAUGAUGGACAGGGGGUGUUCCCAACAGUCAGACAAAGUUAUGGUGAUGUUGGACUAACGCUCCUGGAUACUGGUCUGGGAUCAGUUUGAUCCGCUGGAAAACGGGUGAUUUUCCCAGUGGAAGCUGGUCCUAGACCUGUGUGUAGGGUCAGCUUACAUCACCUUGGAGGAUGGUUUUCCUUUCAUGUGCAAUGAGGAGGGAUAUUUCUAUUCAGUCAUGAAAACUUUUCAGCGCUUUUGUUUUUGUAUAUUUAUCUUGUCAAAAUAAAAGCCCUCUGCUAUAAA